CCGAAAAAGAAAAUCUCAUAUUUGAUACGCAUCUCUUGUGGAGAUAUGAGGAAAAAGCUUUUUUGAUGAUAACUUUAGUGUGAUGUUGAAUGUGCAAAAGAAAUAUGUAUUUUUUAAAAUGGUUGGCAUCAUUCCUCAUCAUUAUAUCAUUCAAACCAGUAAAGAAUAGUGACUUUAUAUCACUGAUAAGUAUCGAAAAUGAUAAUUUCUGCAUAACGAACAGUUCUUCUGCAAUGAUUUACAAAAGAAAUAAUAAUCUUCAAGAAAGAGAGACUACCUUCCUUCCUAUAAUUGGAUAUUUUUGUAAUUUUGAAAAUAGCGAAAAUGGAAAUUGCAUUAAUUCUUUCAAAGUGCAUCCUUGGAAUUUGGUAAAUUAUUUGAACUAUGAAAGCACAUUUCUCUUGGACCUUCGCUGGGAACGUUUGCCAGUACAAAAACUUCCUUUCAAAGACGAUAAUAAUUUAUCAUUUCUCACUCUAGUAAAGUUGGGAGGAUUGAGGGAUUUCAAGGUGCCGAUUUCUUUAAAAGGCGAAGAAAUCCAUCUACUUUUGUGUGAUAAAGAAAAAGUUGAGGAAGCAAAUUGCUAUUGGUUCAUACUCCAAGGCUGGUCCCGAAGGUAUACAGCAAUGAGAAAAUGUAAAGUUGGCGGGAUCCUCCCAUGGAAUCUUUAUCCUAAACGUGAUGAUUGUGUCAAGAGGAAGGUGGAAAAAGUGCAUUCGAAGAAAUUCCCUCUUUAUUCAAGUAAGGAGAAAUGGAGUCAUAUAAUGAUAGAGAAAAAAGCAAAUACAAUAUCUUUAAAACUUUACAAUGAAAGGAAAGAAGAGGACAUCAUCGACUAUACCGAGAAAGAUGCGAAAAUGUUUGAAUUGAAUUAUAUUUUAGGACAUAGAAAGGAUGAGGAAGUACUUUGCAAAGUACAUGAGAAUAAUUACAUGCGAAGCACUACGGUUUCUGAAUUCACUCUGAACCGUGCAUUCUUCACUGGAAGUGAAUCUUGUAUUUCUUUUAUCUUGAAUACAUGUUCAUACUGUUCAACUACAGUAAUAUUUCUGAAUGAAGGAAAAACAGAAGUGAUUUUGGAGAAGAAUUUUCCACCGACUAAUGGCAUUUGGGAACACCACAAAUCGGUUACGAAUAUUUCCAGCAGUAUUUUUUUUUGGGUUAAAUUGAAAACUAUGUUAACUGAAGGUUCAUCUUCAACAGGAUCUGAAUUCUGGUCAUUCGAUGAUUUCCGAGUAUGCCAUAAUGAAGAAUACAGAAUAACACAAAAAGGAAGUUCGGAUGAUAUUUCCGAAUGUCAAUUGCUCGAAGAUAAUAAGAAAGUGGAAAAGGGCGAAACUAUCGAUUCUGUAACAGAUGACAUAAUAUGUUCAUCUCCUGAUGCCAUAGGAAGUUCAUGUAUUUCAUGCGAUCUAUUCCAAGAACGAAUCAACAACAAAAAAUGUGAAAAGUUGCAAAUAUGCGAAGAAAAAAAUGGCAACACUCAAUGUUUUUGCUCUUCGGGAUAUAUGGGAUCACAAUGUAAUAAAGUGUGCCCAAAAGGACCGUAUGGAUACUUUUGUCAAAAACAAUGCGCAUUUUGCGAUCCAGUGGGUCAAUGUGAUGCGAUAAAUGGCAAAUGUGAUUGCCAUAAUUUAUUUGAAGGUCCAACAUGUCAAGUUCCUAAGAAAGGUCAAUAUUUGGAAAUUGCACCAAAAGUGGUAGAUCGAAAAGCAGACUCCUGUGAGAUACAAUGGGAUAGUGAAAAUUACAUCGGAAAAACCAAGCCAAAAUAUUAUCUGGUACAAUAUUCAAAUGCCCGUUCAUUAUGGUGGAAUGAUUAUGGAGAAGUAGAAAAUUUGGAGAAGAAUGGAAAUGUAGUAGUCGGAAAUUUCGAAUCAAACAAACAAUAUGCAAUCAGAGUUCUUUUGAGUGAUGAGAAAAGUGAAAUAAAGAAAUUACAUUACAUGAAUCUUCCUGCUGCAAUAUGUAUAACGACAUGCAAUGAUUGGAUUGAAGAUGAUAUAGUAAUCAAAACAACAUCAUUCCGAGUAGAAAUUCAUCUCAAUUUAACCCGAGAUAAAUGCCCAUUAUCAUCAUACCAAUAUUCCAUUGAAGAUCAAAAUAAGACUAUCUCAAAUGGAAGUGCACUUAUUGAUCUCUCUCGAGGAAACCUAUCUCCGUUCGAAAAUUACAGUGUUACAUUCAAAUCCAAAACCCAGACAAUAACAAAGGAGUUCAGAACUAAAGAAGGAGUUCCUAGUGAAGUGGAUGAUAUAAAAAUGAACGAAUCCACUCCAAAUUCCAUGAAAAUACAUUGGAAACAACCAGAUUUUCCGAAUGGUAAUAUUGUAGGAUACAAAGUAACAUAUAAGAAAGUUCGAGGAAUUGCCUGUAAAAAAAAUAUCCCGGAAAUUCUCCAAACAGAAUCAGAAAUGAAUACGACAAUCAACAACAUUGAACUGACCUCUUUGGAACCCUAUUCUGAGUAUCAAGUAAAAAUAUAUGCCUUCAAUGAGGUGAAAGUUGGCAAGGGAGCAGAAGUAUCCCUUCAAACUGAAGGAAUAGAUCAUUUCGACGAUUCGGAAGAUUUCAAACAAGUGAAGAUAACUGACGAAACAGUGGAAAAAUUAGCCAACUUCAAAUUCGAAAAGAUAAAAUGUCAGAUGCUUCUUGGAGCCUUAAAUUACAGAGUGAAAUUUCGAUGUAUAAGCGAAUGGUGUUUGAAAACUGAAGAGCGUAAUGAAACUUCAACAUUCUUGAUUGGAACCCUGGUAUUGGGAUCGUUGCAGGCCUAUUGUAAAUACAAAUCUGAAAUAUACUUUUGUAGAAACGAGGAAUGUAAAUUAAAAGAAGAAAGGAUGUUUGAGACGAAACCUUCAGUUCCAAAUAAACUGAAGGAGAUCAUUGUGAUAGCAACUGGAGAUGCUUUCAUUUGGGUACGUUGGCUCCCACCUUAUCCACCUACAGGAGAGAUUUUUAAUUAUAAAAUAACUUCUGUGUAUUCAAGUUCGUUCAAAACUUAUGAAGGAAUGAGCACUGUUUACCCUCAAAAUUGUGAAAUCUGGCCAGAGUAUCACUGUUCUAAAAUUAGCGGAACUGGAAUAUAUUAUGGCAUAAAAACAGCAUUAGAGAUUGAAGCCACAAAUAAGGAAAAAUUUAAAUAUGUCAAUAUUGGUAGGGUGAACGAUAUUUUAGUUCAAGAGACAGCUUCAGAACCCCCAUACAACGUGUUCGUCAAUUGGAAUAAUUUUACAUCAAUAGAAGUGUUCUGGAAUCAUCCCAAUAGGACAAAUGGAAUUCUACAAUAUUUCCAGAUAUUAAUUACUUCUAAUGAUGGAAGUUUCAAGGAAAAUUAUACACCACAUAAAUGGAAACUUACUUAUAGUUUUAAGAUUGCAAAAGUUCCCGCUGCUGAGGAUUUUACAAUAAAAAUUGUUGCAGUCAACAAUAUGUACGAAGGUUAUCCGGCAGUAUUGAAAGACAGUUCUUACCCACCAAGUCCAGAAUUGGAUAAUUCUACAAUUUUUGUAACGAAUUAUACAAAGACAACAGUGAGCAUAGCAUUGUAUACAAGCCAAACUGAAGUCAGUUAUUCAAGUAAUGUUGAGAAAUAUGUGUUAAUUAUUAUCGAUGACCAAGCUUCAGAAACAACAGAUCCAAAUCUAGUAAAACUUGAACAAAUAGUGAAUACAACGUUAGAAUCAAAAUCUCGUCUUAGAAUUGUGGCAGCCUUAGAUGUAAAAAAAAAUUCAUCGAAUAUUCUGAAUUUUACAAUUGGAAAUGGGAAUGAGAUAAAAAAUAAUUCAAUUCUGAAUGUUGACAUCGUCAACAAACCUUUGAAAGAAGCAGAAUAUUAUAAUGUUUUUAUUGUUAUGUUGAAUAAAUAUAGGACGAAAUAUCGACAUUCAAUAUACAAUAUUACAACUUUGACCCUAGGGGACCCAACAAUCACUCCUCCUCCCACUAAUUCUGGAAAAACAAUUGAAGAAGACGAUUCAUCUGGAGGAAAUGCCUUGUAUGCCUUGUUCUUGCUUUUACUACUAAUACCAAUAAUUGUGGGAAUCAUAAUUAAGAGGAAGAUAAAGACGAUCAUAAGACAUAGGAGCCUGCAACCUGAAAUUAUAGAUACAUCUCAUGAAAAUCCAACCUCCACUGAAGAUAGAUAUUAUGAAAACAUUCCUCUGGAUCCGAAUGUAAACCAACGAUUAUCAACCGAGAAAACAAAUGAAAACAAAUAUGAUUAUAUCGCAAUGGAUAAUAUGGCAGACAUUGCUGGAGGAAGAAGCUUGGACUCCAAAGAGGAAAAUUUGUAUGAAGAACCCGUGGAACCACCAAUGGGAAUCGCGAAGAAACCUGUUAUGAAUUUGCCGCUAAAAUUGUCGACCGAGAAAACAAAUGAAGACAAAUAUGAUUAUAUCGCAGUGGAUAAUAUGGCAGACAUUGGUGGAGGAAAAAGCUUGGACUCCAAAGAGGAAAAUUUGUAUGAAGAACCCGUGAAACCACCAAUGGGAAUCGCGAAGAAACCUGUUAUGAAUUUGCCGCUAAAAUUGUCGCAGGACCAUGGAUUCUCUCUGGGUCAUCAUCAAACUGAUGCUGAUUGAAAAAAUUGAACAAUUUUGGAUCAACACUGUUCAAUGUAGUGGGAACCAGACCAGAAAUAGUCAACUAGGAAUGAAGAGAAUUAUUGUUAUAUAUCAUAGUUUUAUUAAUCAAAUUUGCCUACUGCUUUUUAUGAAAUAUUCACAUGGCUUACUUUCAAAAUGAAAUUAUGUUCAAAAUUGUUUUUCAAUUUGAAGAAUUAAUAUUUCUGAUUACAAUUUAUGAAAAAUAUAGAUUUAACAAUUAA
Harmonia axyridis is the source of this 4828-nucleotide messenger RNA. RefSeq lists its product as uncharacterized. NCBI's taxonomy places the organism in Eukaryota, Metazoa, Arthropoda, Insecta, Coleoptera, Coccinellidae. The coding region runs from base 90 to 4583 and encodes 1497 amino acids. The transcript is spliced from 28 exons. Gene Ontology annotation, molecular function: protein binding. The record is from RefSeq and is a predicted model, not a curated record.